Molecule: messenger RNA, 3378 nt
Organism: Osmia lignaria (orchard mason bee)
Lineage: Eukaryota; Metazoa; Arthropoda; Insecta; Hymenoptera; Megachilidae
Gene: rb
Product: adaptor related protein complex 3 subunit ruby
Biological process (GO): vesicle-mediated transport; intracellular protein transport
Cellular component (GO): membrane coat; AP-3 adaptor complex
Source: RefSeq, a predicted model, not a curated record
UCGAUGUGCCACAACUGACUUGGAUCUAAACGGAUCUAAGCAACAUGGAUAUGUGUUGAUGCUUAACAGGCUUAGCAGUAAUAUUUGAUUGUAAAAAAAUUUAAAAAAGGUCGCGCAAUUUAGUGAAAUCUAAAGCAGAAAGAAAAGUUACUCUGUUUCGACGAAAAAAUAAGAAAAAUGUUAACUGCUGCGAAUUCGUUGUCAAAUAACGGGGGAUCAUACAGCAAUGACAGACCGUCAAAUGCAACUGAUACAGAACUUGCUACUGAUCCUGCUUCUGGUGGAUUUUUUCACUCCGAUUACAAAAAGCAUGAAGAUUUAAAACAAAUGCUAGAUAGUAAUAAGGAUGGGCUUAAAUUGGAAGCAAUGAAACGAAUAAUCGGGAUGAUAGCAAAGGGAAGGGAUGCAUCAGAAUUAUUUCCAGCUGUAGUAAAAAACGUUGUAUCAAAGAAUAUUGAAGUAAAGAAGUUAGUUUACGUUUAUUUGGUCCGUUACGCAGAGGAUCAACAAGAUCUUGCGCUAUUAUCUAUCUCUACAUUCCAACGAGCAUUGAAAGAUCCUAAUCAGUUAAUAAGAGCUAGCGCUUUAAGAGUGCUUUCGAGUAUAAGAGUUUCUAUGAUAGUGCCUAUAGUAAUGCUUGCUAUUAAAGAUUCAGCCAGUGAUAUGUCACCAUACGUUAGGAAAACUGCUGCGCACGCUAUUCCUAAACUUUACUCGUUAGAUUCUGAACAAAAAGAUGAGCUAAUAAGCGUUUUAGAAAAAUUAUUAUCCGAUAAAACAACUCUUGUUGUGGGUUCAGCGGUAAUGGCCUUUGAAGAAGUUUGUCCUGAAAGAAUAGAUUUGAUACAUAAAAAUUACAGAAAACUUUGCAACUUGUUAGUAGAUGUUGAUGAAUGGGGCCAAGUUGUUAUAGUCAACAUGCUUACGAGAUACGCAAAAACGCAGUUCGUUAAUCCUAAUGUAGAUAACCUAGAUGAUGAUGAGAAUCGCCUAUUUUAUGAUUCUGAUUCUGAUUCGUCUAAUUCAAAGAAACCAAAAUUAACGUUAGAUCCUGAUCACCGAUUAUUGUUACGAAACACAAAACCCCUUUUACAAAGUAGAAAUGCUUCUGUAGUAAUGGCGGUGGCUCAGUUGUAUCAUCAUACAGCACCGCAAAGCGAAGUAAUAAUUGCUGCCAAAGCAUUGAUAAGAUUGUUGAGAGGACAUCGAGAAGUUCAAAGCAUAGUUCUUCAUUGCAUUGCUAGUAUAUCAAUUACCAGAAAGGGAAUGUUUGAACCUUUUCUUAAGUCGUUCUUUGUGAGAACUUCGGAUCCUACGCAUAUAAAGCUUUUAAAAUUAGAUAUUUUGACCAAUUUAGCUACUGAAACUAGUAUCGGAGUUAUAUUAAGAGAAUUUCAAACAUACAUUUCUAGUAGCGAUAAAGAAUUUGUUGGAGCAAGUAUACAAGCGAUUGGGAGAUGUGCAAGUAAUAUAAAAGAGGUCACUGAUACGUGUUUAAAUGGAUUAGUUUCUUUAUUAAGUAAUCGUGAUGAGGCUGUUGUAGCAGAAAGCGUGGUUGUUAUAAAAAAGCUCUUACAAACUCAACCGAAUGAACACAAAAAUAUAAUAGCUCAUAUGGCAAAAUUAAUGGAUUUCAUAACGAUACCACAAGCCAGGGCAUCAAUUUUAUGGUUGUUAGGAGAGUAUUCAGAUAGGGUGCCUAAAAUAGCUCCGGACGUACUUAGAAAAAUGGCGAAAAAUUUUGUAAAUGAGCAAGAUAUAGUGAAGCUACAGAUUUUAAAUUUAGCUGUAAAGCUCUGUUUCAAUAAUCCAGUUCAAUCGAAACCGUUCUGUCAAUACGUCUUCCAACUUGCUAAGUACGAUCAGAAUUACGAUAUCAGAGAUCGUACACGUUUCUUGAAACGUUUUAUUUUUGAAGAGGAUGAAAAUAAGAAGAAACUUCCGCAGCUAGCUAAAAGAAUAUUUCUAGCUCCAAAGCCUGCACCCACGUUGACAUCUAGAUUUAAAAAUUCCGAGUAUCAGUUGGGUACAUUGUCGCAUUAUUUGGAUAUGCCAUGCGCUGGUUAUCGUCCUUUGCCACCUUUCCCUGACGAAGCACCUGAUCCAUCGGUAAGAGACGUUGCGAAUCGUACUACAAGAGACGCUAGGGACGAGUAUUAUAAGAAAGAUAAGAAAGAUAAAAAAGGAAGAGGAAAAGAUAAACCGUUUUACAGCGAUGAUGAAAGUAUUCAAGCAGAGGAAUUGGAUAAAGAAAAUGAACCUUCGGAUACUUCGACAAGUGAUUCGACGGACGAAGACAGCGAUUCAUCCGAAUAUACAUCGGAAUCUGGCAAAUCAGAAAACAAUAGCGAGAAAAAGAAAUCUGUGAAAACAUCAGAUGAUUCUGAUAGCGAAUCAGAAAGCGAUGAAUCAGAUUCCGAAGAGACUUCGGAAGAUUCUCAAGAAAGCGAAGAGCGAAAUCGUACAGUUUCAAAUCAGCAAACGAAAGAGAAACCAAAAAGUAACAUUGAUCUCCUUCUAGAUUUAGACGAUGUGAUUCCAAUGACACCUGUCAUGCCACUGAGUACAGGAGGUUUUCUUACUCCCGUUAAUCCAAAUGUUACAAACGACGUGAGAGAAGUAUCAACUUCGUUUAUUCCAAUAAAAAAGUCUGAAUUAUUAAAUAGUAUUAUGGGUCAUGGUUUAAAAAUUGAAUAUAGGUUUACUAGAUCCCAGCAUUUAGUAAGCGCUUAUUUAGUUACUAUCGAAUUAACAUUUUCAAAUGAAGGGAAUGAGCCGAUUAAAGAAAUACAAGCAGGGACAAAGAAUUUACCAAAAGGUAUGGUUAUUCAUGAUUUCACACGAAUACCACUUUUGGAAGUAAAUUCGAAUUUAUCUUCCACAUUGGGAAUCAAUUUUAAUGACUCUACGCAGCCGGCAAACUUUAAUGUAGACUUUUUAAUCGGUGAAGAAACAUAUUCGUGCUCGGUUACUAUUAAAGCACCUAUCGGAGAAAUAAUUAGAGCCGUAUUGUUGCCAGAGAGUAUGUUUACUGCUGAGAAAAACAAGUUAAAGGGUAUGAACGAACAUGUCGCAAAAGUGGAACAUCCGGGCAAUGCGAAAGCUCUUCCUCAGAAAGUUUUUGAAAUUGCAAAUGUUGCAAUGGUGUCUAGCAAUGGCGAGGAAAUUCGAUUUGCUGCCCAUACUUUAGCAUCAAAAUCCUUGGUAUUAGUGACAAUAAAAAUGAUAAGUAACAAUUUGUUGGAGAUUUGUGUAAAUUGUGAAAAAAUGGUAAUAGGCUCUAUCUUACUGAAUGAAUUAAAAAGUAAUUUAAAAAUGAGUUAAGUGUUUCACAUUUACAGUUAUGAAUUAUGAAACACAAGUUACAUAUAUUUACAA